AUGCUGAAGCACCCCGACCCGUUCAAGGACCUGUGGCUCGACCUCAAGGUCAUGGCCAACACCCUGCCCCGGUGCAAGCGCUCCGAGCGCGCGCGCACGGAGGUCGAGGCGCUCCUCGGCGCCGGCUGCAGCCCCGUGUGGCUCACUGGCCACUCCCUCGGAGCGUCCCUGGCGCUGGACGUGGGGCGGAGGAUGAUGGCGGAGAAUGGGGUGAGCCUCCCGACCUUCCUCUUCAACCCGCCGCAGGUGUCGCCCGCGCCGGUGAUCAACGCGCUGCGGCCGACGGAGGUGGGGAAGAGGGACCUGUACGCCACCAGCUACGUCUUGAAGGCCGGCCUCGGGCUGGUCCUCAGCCCCCACCGAAAGCGCAUGGAGGCGCUGUUCCAGAGGCUGGCCCCGUGGGCGCCGCGGCUGUACGUGCACGACAGGGACGUCGUCUGCCUGGGCUUCAUCGACUACUUCCAGCAGCGGCAGCUGAUUCAGGAGCGCUUCCGCGGGGUGGCCCGGUCGGCGAUGACGCUGUCGUACCGUGACAUGCUCUUCUCCUUGGUCGGCGCCGACAAGGAGCGGCCGCAUGUCCUUCCUUCGGCCAUGCUGGUGAAGAACUCCAGCGACUGCGACGCCCACGGGCUCGAGCAAUGGUGGAAGCCAGACGGUGAGCUCAACUUGAGCGCCACGCGUUACAGCUAUCCUGGAGCUUAA
Triticum turgidum subsp. durum (durum wheat) is the source of this 702-nucleotide messenger RNA. The record is from the annotation of a GenBank genome assembly. NCBI's taxonomy places the organism in Eukaryota, Viridiplantae, Streptophyta, Magnoliopsida, Poales, Poaceae.